Molecule: messenger RNA, 1828 nt
Organism: Pelobates fuscus (common spadefoot toad)
Lineage: Eukaryota; Metazoa; Chordata; Amphibia; Anura; Pelobatidae
Gene: LSM4
Product: LSM4 homolog, U6 small nuclear RNA and mRNA degradation associated
Exons: 4
Coding region: 66-440 (124 amino acids)
Biological process (GO): spliceosomal snRNP assembly; mRNA splicing, via spliceosome; P-body assembly
Cellular component (GO): spliceosomal tri-snRNP complex; P-body; U6 snRNP
Molecular function (GO): U6 snRNA binding
Source: RefSeq, a predicted model, not a curated record
UUUAAUAAAUAUUAUUUCUCUUACAGUUGCCGUUAUCCUUACUGAAAACUGCGCAAAAUCACCCUAUGUUGGUGGAAUUAAAGAAUGGAGAAACAUACAACGGUCACCUGGUCAGCUGUGAUAACUGGAUGAACAUCAAUCUAAGAGAAGUUAUUUGUACCUCAAGGGAUGGUGACAAAUUCUGGCGGAUGCCUGAGUGCUACAUACGAGGUAGCACUAUUAAAUACUUGCGCAUCCCUGAUGAAAUUAUUGAUAUGGUGAAAGAGGAAGUGAUGUCAAAGGGCAGGGGUCGAGGUGGCAUGCAGCAGCAGAAACAGAUGAAAGGCAGAGGAGUUGGAGGAGCUGGACGAGGUGUUUUUGGCGGAAGAGGUAGAGGAAUCUCUGGAGGUGGCCGGGGGCAACAGGAAAAGAAACCAGGCAGGCAGGCUGGGAAGCAGUAAUGGUCUGACUGUGUAUUCUCUUACCAGAGACUGUAAUCACAAAUGCCUCUUUAGUCUCACUUCAGUUCUGCCACAUAUUUAAAGUGUUAAGUCUCAAAUUUUUCAGCACACCAGCAACAUUCAAUUUUGUCUUAAUUCAGUUUCAUGCUCCCUCCACUAUAAUUUUGAACCAGCCUGAAUGAGGCAUGCUUGUUCCAAGAGCAGAGAUAGUCCAGAACCAGAUGUCAACACAUGAUUUAUGCCUGUUCCUCCCCACCCCACCUUUCUGUCUCUAGGAGGCCUGCAAAUGAACUUAGCCCUUGGCACUGAAGACUAUGAACAGCCUGCAUUUACCAAUCUCUGGGGACAUUGGAAUAACCAUGGUACCCAUCACUUGUAACAACUGUGCAGCUUGAAUGUUUGUGUUUUUUGGUUUAAUACAUAUGAUUUCUAUAGAUUAUGUAUGUGACUGAUUUCGAAAGCUAUGUUGUUUGCUAGCCAAUUGGACUUUUUUGUUCUUUAUUUAAAUAUAUUUUGUAAAAUGUGUUGCAGGUCUUUGAGUGGAGUGCUUAAAAAAAGAAUUGCAUCGUAAGCAUCAUGUGAAUCAUUUAUUCGAUGUCUAGGGAUAUUCCAUAGGCUUGUGUUUUCCCUGUUUAAAAUGACCAGUUAAGUAAUAGUUAAAGAACUUUCACAAUGUAUAAUAGAAAAAAAAAAUUAUAAUUUAUGUGACUGACAUUAGAGACCUUGCUGUUUUUUACUUUUUGUCAGUUCUAAAAGCGCAAAAUUUCUGGUUACUCUCUAACUUCAUAAAUCCAUCUCCCAGGAGAGCUCAGGUUCACUAAAUAGAUGCCCCCUUGGAGAACAUAAAAAGCACAUUUCUUCAUUUGUGUUCAGUUAGGGAAUGUUUUAAAUGAGUAAAGGUUACAGUUCCUCAAUUGCAUUGGCUGUGUGUUCAAAUAUUUUGCUGUAGUCAUGGUAACUGUUGGAGCUAAUCAUUUUUAUUUCUUGUUAAAUAAAAUGUCAGUUUCAUCAUGGUUAUUUAACAGCGGGUUUUGAAGCUUUUGGGAGUUCAUUUCCAUGGAAUGACAUUAAACUUGGAUCCUUAUAGAACAUUUUACAGCCAAGAACUCCAAAUAUUAAGGGGCUAGGUCUAGGAAAAGAUUGCUUUUGUUAUUCAUUGAGGUUUUCUUUUUUCCUUCAUAUUGUCGAGCAGUUACAUGCCCUACAUUUCAUUUCACUGUUGUCCCUGCAGCAUAUUUUACUUGAUGCUUACUUAAAAAUAUGGCUUUUGAUUUCUUGGGAAUUAUUACUACUGUGUCAAUACUCUCAAGUGCAGAGUGAAAUUUUCAUAUUCUUUUUAUGUUUUUUUUUUUUUUGUCUCUGAAAUAAAAACAUAAUGCAAGUUACAA